This is a messenger RNA of Contarinia nasturtii (swede midge), 2543 nucleotides long. RefSeq names its product kinesin-like protein KIF3A (gene Klp64D). NCBI's taxonomy places the organism in Eukaryota, Metazoa, Arthropoda, Insecta, Diptera, Cecidomyiidae. Gene Ontology annotation, biological process: microtubule-based movement. The transcript has 5 exons. The coding region runs from base 109 to 2175 and encodes 688 amino acids. The record is from RefSeq and is a predicted model, not a curated record. Gene Ontology annotation, molecular function: microtubule binding; microtubule motor activity; ATP binding.
CUGUCAAAAUAAACUGUGUCGACAUCAAAACUAAAAGGUUUUUUUCCCUUCAUAAAAGUCAAUAAAUUUUAGUAACUAGUGAUUUUUCGAAAAAUAUUUCCAAAUAAAAUGCCAGAAGAAGAUGAAAAUAACACACACUCAAGCGAAAAUGAUGAUGAAAUCGAAAAUGUUCGAGUUGUGGUUCGUGUACGUCCAAUGGAUAAAUCUGAACUGGAAUCAGGUUGCGAAAACUGUGUAAAGGUGGACAAGAUAAAUAGAUGCAUCACUGUAAUUAAGCCAAAUGCACCAGCCACUGAACCACCGAAAAACUAUUAUUUCGACAGCGUUUAUGCAGAGGAUUCAACACAGAUUGACCUAUAUGUUGAUACCGCGAGACCAAUCGUUGAUAAGGUUCUUGAAGGAUACAAUGGAACUAUCUUGGCGUAUGGUCAAACUGGGACGGGCAAAACUUAUACAAUGUCCGGACAUUCUGCUACCGCACAGACCAAAGGUGUUAUCCCGAAUACAUUUGCACACAUAUUUGGUCAUAUUGCGAAGGCAAAGGACAAUCAAAAAUUUUUGGUGCGUGUCAGCUAUAUGGAAAUUUACAAUGAAGAAGUUCGCGAUUUAUUAGCAAAAGAGAUGAAAAAAAGUCUCGAAGUGAAGGAACGUGCUGAUAUUGGUGUUUAUGUUAAAGAUCUUAGCGGAUAUGUUGUUAACAAUGCCGAUGACUUGGAUAAUAUAAUGAAGCUGGGAAAUAAGAAUCGCGCAACUGGGGCAACGAAAAUGAACAUGGAAUCAUCUCGUUCUCAUGCAAUUUUCUCAAUAACAGUCGAAAGUAGCGAAACUGAUGACAAGGGCGCCGAACAUGUGAAAAUGGGAAAAUUACAACUUGUGGACUUGGCUGGUUCGGAACGUCAAAGCAAAACUCAAGCCACCGGCAUUCGUCUAAAGGAAGCAACGAAAAUAAAUCUCUCACUGUCCGUACUUGGAAACGUAAUAAGUGCUUUGGUUGAUGGUAAAAGCACACACAUUCCGUACAGAAAUUCAAAACUGACCCGUCUAUUGCAAGAUUCUUUGGGGGGAAAUUCAAAAACCGUUAUGUGCGCAAGUAUUAGUCCGGCCGAUUCCAAUUAUGUGGAGACCAUUUCAACGCUUCGCUAUGCAAGUCGAGCCAAAAGUAUUCAGAACCAUACUCAUAUUAAUGAUGAACCGAAAGAUGCAUUGCUGCGACAUUUCCAAGAAGAAAUUGCCGAACUCAAAAAGCAAUUGGAAGAAGGUGCAAUCGAAAACACAUUCGACGAAACGGAUGAAGAUGCCAAUGAUGAUGAUGAGGCAAACAUCGAUUCGAAUGCUGAGAAUAACAAAGAGGAGCUACAAAAUAAGAUGGAAAAGAAGAAGAAACGACGAAGCAAGGCCAAAACGGAUGCAGCCGAAUCGGAAAAAGAAUUGCUUGCGGCCAAAGUCUUGGAAAGGGAAAGCGAAUUAAAGCGAACCAAAACCGAGCAGGAGACUUUGCUCACAAAACUUCAAACAUUGGAGAACAAAAUUCUGGUUGGCGGUGAAAAUUUGUUAGAAAAAGCGGAUGCUCAAGAAAAAUUACUAGAAUCAUCGAUUGCUCAAUUAGAGGAAGUUGCAAAGAUUGAGUUGGAACUGAAGGAAUCGUUACAGAAAAAAGAAGCCGAACGAAUUGAUAUCGAAGAGCGUUAUUCAUCAUUGCAAGAGGAAUGUAUUGGUAAAACAAAAAAAUUACAUCGAGUCAUGCAGAUGUUGAUGGGAGUCAAGAGCGAAUUGGCCGACCAACAACAAGAGCAGCAACGCGAGAAGGAGGGAAUUCUUGAAAGUAUUCGAAUUUUAUCGCGUGAGUUGGCAUUGUGUGAAUUUGUUCUAAAUUCAUACGUUCCACGGGAGUACAUUAAUAUGAUAGAAGGAUUCACACAAUGGAAUGAAGAUGUUGGUGAUUGGCAAUUGAAAUGUGUGGCUUAUACGGGCAACAAUAUGCGCAAAAAUAUGCAGGAUGAACGCAGACACACCAAAGAAACGGAAUUUGUUGAUUUGUCACACAUUUAUUUGAGCUACAGUACGGGCUCAGUGAUUGAACCGAUGAGAGCACGAGGUCAGUCGGCUACAAGACCACGAACAUCGGGCUCUGGUGUACCACGUCCUCUGACUCGCCCAUAUAAAAUAAAAAGUUAAACAAAAUAUGACAUUGAUUCUAAUCAGACAACAAAUAGCUAUUCCAUCACCAAUUUCACACUACCAUUUGAUCUAUUAAGCACAAAAAGCAUUUGAAUUGUAUCUUGUAAUCUAGUUACUCUACACAACACGCCUGUUAAUCAUUCCACGUUCCCAAUGGAUUCAUCAAUUUAUGUUCCACAUUUUUUGGGCUUAAUUUCUUUGCUCUAGUCACUAGUAUUAAAUCUGAAAAAAAAAACAUUAUUAUAUAUUCAAACUAAUUGGUCAAUUUGCAAAUACUUUUGAAGCAUUUGAUUAGCAUGAAUACGUAUUUAUAAUAUGAUGCUUUUUUGAACUAAACAAAUAAAUAAAUUAUAUCUACAAAACCA